ACGUCAGAUUCAUUAAAUGUUUACCAAAUACUUCUAAUUUAUCCUACAUUACUGCUCUGUUGUAUAACACAAACAUUAAAAUGAUUAACUUCAUCAAGUUGUCCUCACAGUUACCGAAAAAUAUUGACUUAGUAAAGUUCCGUUAUGCCUCAUGCGUAAUAGUUAGAUCAUUCAGUGACGCAAAGAAUCCUUCAGAGACCGGCGAAGGUCAUGCUCAGCAGGAGCAGUUGGAACCGCCCAAGUUGGGUGGAUUCGCGAAAGCAUUUCAGAAACAUACCUCACCAAAAACUGAUACUGCAGUUAGUGAACCAUCGAAACCAUUUUCCACAUUACUGAGACAGUCUAAGUUCAUUGACUUGGGAGAUCCGGAGAACAGGAUAGUCGUCGGGAAAAUAUUUCAUGUUGUAGAGGACGAUCUAUACAUCGAUUUCGGCUGGAAGUUCCAUUGUGUUUGCACAAGACCAACGAAAAAUGCGGAAGAAUAUGUCCGCGGGGCUCGGGUUCGAUUGCGCGUCCGUGAUUUGGAGCUUUCAACACGAUUUCUUGGAUCCGACAAAGAUUUGACAUUAUUAGAAGCGGAUUGUCAAUUAUUGGGUAUCAUUUCAUCUCCGGUCAGAGGUAAACGAACACGAGUAGAGGAGGAGCGAACGCAAUCGUAAGUUUCAAAGUUUACUGUAAAUAUAGGGCAUUUUAAAUACCAGA
Molecule: messenger RNA, 702 nt
Organism: Toxorhynchites rutilus septentrionalis
Lineage: Eukaryota; Metazoa; Arthropoda; Insecta; Diptera; Culicidae
Gene: mRpS28
Product: 28S ribosomal protein S28, mitochondrial
Exons: 3
Coding region: 81-659 (192 amino acids)
Cellular component (GO): mitochondrial small ribosomal subunit
Source: RefSeq, a predicted model, not a curated record